Molecule: messenger RNA, 4137 nt
Organism: Serendipita indica DSM 11827
Lineage: Eukaryota; Fungi; Basidiomycota; Agaricomycetes; Sebacinales; Serendipitaceae
Source: the annotation of a GenBank genome assembly
AUGAACAUUGGACUUCCUCACGUCACCUCGAGCUCGUUGUCGCGCGAGCAAGAGUAUUAUGGCGUACUUCAAUCCCUUAUCACUUCUACAAAGCUUCUACGGGAAGCUACGCAGGCUUCUACACUCCCAGUCUCCAGCUUGUCGUUGCUCGAGGUGGCGAUCGACCAGCUCGAGAAGCUCAAGACUCUGAAAGUAAACAAAGACAUUGGAGAGGAGCUCGCGGAGAAGAUUGUACAUCAUGUAUCGACCAUUCACCAUGAACUCUCGCGUCAAACUGGUGUAGAAGGGAUCAGUGACGACCAGGAGAUGCAAGUCCUCUUCCAAGACGCAAUCUCGCGGUACACCAAUGCUAUCUCUCUUGCGCAGGACGGCCUUACCAAGUUGACACACCGAGGUCUCUUCGUCAAGUCCAUUCUCCGAAGCAGAGAUAGGCGAGAACUCCAGAACCUGACCCUGAUGAUUGACGGCGAGUUCAAGAACUUAAUGGCAGCUAUUGGAAAAUCCCAACCGACGCGAGAGCGGCGGCGCAGUCUCCACUUCGAAUCUGGAUUUUCAAGUUCACCUCUGGCUGUUCGACCCUCAUCGCCCUCGCCAUCACAAUUCACCUUACCCUUUGGCAAUCAACCCUUUCUUGGACAAGCGACGCCACUACUACAUUGCUGGCCUGGUACACGGAUUCCGAUCCUCGAUGAAAUUGACCAGUGGGCCACCAGUAUUGCGUCUUCGUCCAAGCAAUCCAGCAAUAGUUUGAUCUACUGGCUUGCCGACGUGUCGGGCUCGGGGAAGUCGACCAUUGCCUUACAACUUGCCGAUGAAUGGCUCGAGCGGGGUCUUCUCGGCGGCUACUUCGAUUGCGCUACUGUGCUAUCGGCUCAGCGGCAACCUCCGAAACAAUCCUCCUCGUUUCAAGAAUCAGCGGAGAGAACCGACAAAGAGGAGUCCAGCUAUGCGGCCCCGUGUGGUGAAAUGACCAACGCCAUCUGCGAGGCAUGGGCCGAGCAACUCGCAGCUUCGUAUAGCGAGCUCACGACCACCAUCCUCCGAGCGAUCUCUUCACUCCAUCGUACAGCUCCAAACUCCCCAUCCCGCACGUUUGCCGCCCAAUUUCAGUCCCUCAUCCUCACUCCUCUGAAACACUUGCAACGGAGCAAGUAUGACUUGUCUCCUCAAGCGAAGGUCGUCUUCGUUCUCGACCACAUGGAAGCAAUCCCCUCCGGGAACGGCGAGCGGAGGGAAGUGCUCCGUGCCUUGAAGUCGAUCAACGCAGCCUCUGGGGUGAAGAUUCUGAUUAUCAGUCCGCUACCGACCAGUGAUGAAGAUCAUGACAUUCUCUCUGAGCUUCUUCAAUCCUCCUAUCCUUCCGGGGGACAACCAACUGGUGCAGGAGGCAAUAUCGUACAAGGUUCUAUCAAUAUUCAUUCUGCUUCCAACAUGGCCGAUAUUCUUCUCUAUCUCACCGCUCAGUUCCACCUCCACUCUGCCCAGCUUCACGCAAGCAAACGAUUUCGAUCCGCCCUAAUCGAACCAACAAUCCGCAUGCUUACAAAAAAAGCAGACGGGUUGAUUCUGUGGUCAAAGCUGGCGUUUGAGAUGGUACUUCUGACCGACAAUCCGACAAAAAUGCUAUUGAAUCUUGUCGAGGAGGACGCGCUUGGUGACAUCAACGGCUUGUACCUCGAGCUCGUCCUUCGGGCACAGAUGUCGCUAGAUGUCAUCAAUAAGCGAGGCGGGGACUAUCCUAAGAAUGCGAUUGCACGCAUCCUUGCUGCAGUCGGCUACUCUUUCGACAUACUUUCCGUUGGAGCCAUAGCCCGUCUUACCGGCUUCGAACUGGAACAUACUCUGACGGUCAUUAAGCUGCUCAAAAUCGUAAUGGACAUUGCCACGCCGGAACCGCGAGCAGGUCGGGGUCUGAUGGCUCAUGACAUGCGUUCUUCAUCUCGCACCCAGCUUACAUCUGGAGCUACUUCUUCAAUGUCGCUGCCAAAAUCCAGCAAGCGAUCUCGGUCAAAAGCACGGGAAUCCUCCUUUUCACCCGCCAGGAGCAAAUCAGCGCAUUCAAAUGCACGAAGAAGAUCUGAUGCCACACGCGUUCGUGGACAAGAUCUCACUGUCGAAACAACGCUCUUGAUUCCAUCGUCUCCCAAAAACGGAUUGUCUUCCCAAGCGACUCACCAUCGACGUGCACUUGUAAAAACAAAACAUCCUACAUUUCUCGAUUGGAUUCGCCUACCGCAUCCGCCAACGCUAUUAAGUAGUUUGACAGGAAAGUCUACGGAGGAAGAAGACGAUAUUCGAUUUGUCGUCGCGCCCUCUAAGCAAGGCGCACACGAGAUGCUAGCUCGGGCGUGUUUCGACAUUAUCCGCAGCGACGGAGAGAAGCUGGAUAUUAACGCGGACAAUUUGCCCCCAAAUAAGCCUGAACGCCGGAGAGUCGCAAUAGAGGCUACUCAAGCUGUGCCCGACGAUCUACUCUAUGCGUGCCGUAGAUGGCCGCGCCAUUGUGCGCAGCUACUUCGCUCCAUUGACCCAGAUGCGGGCUCAAAUAUAUUUAUGUCGAUUGCCGCUACGGGCGGGGAGCGAUGGAGUCCCUUGCGGGAGGAUAUGCUCGACUUUUUCAGCCACAAAUUGCUCUGGUGGGUCGACGUCUGCUCGUCGAAAGGCUGGAUCUCGGAGGCCCUAGUAGGCGUCACAGAGCUCAAGCGAGCGUUGCAGGGUGUUCCUCCAGAGGAUCAAAUCAACGAAUCUGUCGAAGCGCUUAUCCAAUGGUGUGAGGAGUCGCUACGACUGUUCGCAUUCGCGGAGAGAAACGCUUCGUGGAGUGACCAAGUGGAAAGGGACGCGGAGUUGUCUCUCAUCUGGCAGCAUUACGCAGAAGAAUUGAUGGCCCGUGCGAAAAUGCCAGAGACUCGCUUCGCAAACAAGGCUGAGACUGUCGAUUCCAGUCACUCGAGUCGAGAAGUCGCCUCCAAUGACGACCAUCUUGACCUGCUUCCUCCACCCCCGAUAUCGGAACUGGAGCGUCUCACAAGGCGCAGAGCCUCUUCAAGAGUUAGCAGUGCCGGUUCGCAUGUAGCCUCCGCAAAGGCCGCGAGCAUCUCAACGAAACAGUCGGCAUCUUCGGAGCAAGAACCAGACCAGCGGCUUCGCAGAGUUGGCAGUUCUCUAGUGGCUGAAGAACAUCCAGAGACAAUACGCGCCAAUGCAGACGUGGUCACUCCUCCAGACCUGAUUGUGGUCGAAGAGCCGCAACUAGUAUCACCGGUUGCUGAUGACACCGCACCGAUGUCAGCAUCACCUCGGGAGGACUCAUCAAACUUGGUGGCUUUACCUAGAAACCCUAUGUCUCAGGUCGAGGCAACACGGCAAGAGACACCCGAGACGGCUCAGGACAGGUCAAACAUACAGACACCCCAGCCUAUCAAACAGAGCGAGAAGGUUACUCCGCUUCCUCCAACUCGUAGAAUUCCUUCGCCUCCAGCAGGACAACCUCCUCGUGCUGUUGAACCGGGCGGUCCCGCGGUCCCAUUACCAGUACAACACCUAAUGAAGACUCAAGAAGCCAAGACAUUGGAAGCGUCUAACGAAUCCAAUGAGCUACCAGCGACGGCUUUACCGUCAGCACCCAGUGCUGGCGUACCUCAACACCCUCUGUCUGUACCGAACCCAAACAGAGAAGAGAAUACUAGCGUGCCGACUUCCUCUACUCCUGGUGUCUCUUCGAAUGCACAGAGGAAGUCUGCAGCGGCCCAAGCGUCGCGACUACACACAACCGCGACGGUUGGUGGUGGGGUGACAUGGGCUGGUUCAGCUCUAUUUCCGUCACUAUCCAUGUUUCAGAACACGGCAAACUGGCAGUCUGUUUCCCCAACGCCUCAAAGCCAGCCUCGUCAAUCAAAGACAAGAGAUCCUGCACGUCAAUCGACUCCCUCACCGGUUUCAACCCCUCCAACAAACAGCAUCAUCCCCGAAGAACCCAAGUCUACGCAGGCACCGGUCGCGAAGAGCAAGGAAGGAGCUCAGACUUUGUCUCAGAAGGAAUCCAAGACGGCCGGUCCAAUGGACAGUGCAGCAGAAUUCGCCAAUUUUCUGGCAACUGUUGACUUUGACAAGGAUUCUCCCAAUUUACAGCUCUAG